Messenger RNA from Esox lucius (northern pike), 5188 nucleotides. Its product is annotated as CCN family member 5. The transcript has 6 exons. Gene Ontology annotation, molecular function: heparin binding; integrin binding. NCBI's taxonomy places the organism in Eukaryota, Metazoa, Chordata, Actinopteri, Esociformes, Esocidae. The record is from RefSeq and is a predicted model, not a curated record. Gene Ontology annotation, biological process: cell adhesion; signal transduction. Bases 3035 to 4228 code for a protein of 397 amino acids. Gene Ontology annotation, cellular component: extracellular region; extracellular matrix.
CUGGGAGUUCCGAGAAAUACAAAGCCAUUAAGAUUAUAAAUGCAAUGACUUAAAGAUUUAAUUUGAAAAUCCAUAAAAGAGUGUUUGAUGCAAAAUCCAUAAAACCCAUGCGAAGCCCAACUAGGCCACUGCAAAACAGGAAAAAGACAUGGUGGGAUGUUUACACGCCUGCAGUUUCCAGACAUUCGAUGCCAGCAGUUGUUCUGGGCCUAUUCUCUGCUGUGUAGCUUUUCGCUCCCUCUGGGAAAAGCAGACAGAGGGAGUGAAAUGCAUCAUAUGAUCUCCUAUGCCAGUGAAGGCAUGGGGGAAGGUGCUACUUGGUGGGGUUAUGUUUUCGUAACGGUAGAUGCUUGGGUGUGCUUCAGCAGAUGGUGUUAUUUACAUUUUCUUCACACUGUAUCGGUGGGCAAGAAUACGUUAAACUUUGAGGGAAUGGCAUGUUUUUGAAAGUAGGGAAGCAAACAGUGGUCUGGUCUUUGGUUUGUCUUUGCUAAACAGAUGUGGAAAGUGAAAGGCACUAGAAGGAUGUCUUAACCACGACAGUUCAAAUCACUUUCAAACCCCAGUGAAAUAAAUUAUAUGCCGUAAGUGUAAUGCAUUAUCAUUACCAUUCAACACCUUAAGUUGCUGAAAACAUCUAAAGAGAAACACUUAAACUGUACAUGUACCAGCCAUUCAAUGAUUGCAGACAUCAUAUAGUACUGUCAUAUGCCAAGACACAUUUCAUUUAAUGAACCUAAUUGUCACUGCGGCUGUUGCCUUCCCAGUCUAACUCCCAAAGACUGGCAGCAGGUAGUCAAGUCGCUAGAGCAUCCGACCAGUUAACAAGAGCUGACAACAUGGAAAAUGUUUUUUAUUUUCUUCUGUUCUUGUGACAAGACAGUUAAUCUAGUCUAAUUGUUAGUUGUUAGGCUUAUAUGCUCCUGAAAGUGACUCCGGGAGAUGGUGUCUGCUGAACUAGUAAAAUGCGAAAACAAUAUCCCAAAUAUUUCACAUGCAAUACAUGGAUGCACAGCGAUCAUUUGCUUUGCCCUCAAUGCAGUAAUAUAAAACAUGUCAAUUGGCUGAUGUCAUGAUUAUUUCUAGGGCCUUUCUCUGGCGUCUGGUGCCCCUUUGAUGAACCUGUCAUUCAGUCCACCCACUAAACGUCCUUGCUGUCGUUGGCAGGCCAGUUGUUGUUUCAAGCGACAACGCUCUAAAUCAUGCAACCUUAGAACCGGUUCAAGGACCCACAGCAAAUUCUUUCAUCCUUAUAUAGGAGAAGAUGUGUUAAUAAACGCCUGAUUUCCCAGCGGCAAUGUUGGCCCACAAUGCUGUCCCCAAAAUGCGCAUGGCUUUAUGGUUGAAGUGGCAGACAUCCCCCAAUAACAGUGGAGUCAAUGUUAUUACAGACAAAUAUGAUUCAUCCCGUAAACCUAGUUUAACCCGCACGCGCUCACAUGUCCUUUUUCAACAAGACAACAAGCUUUCGUGCAAAAGCUGGUUGCUCUAUGGAGAGCAACGGGCGUGGUUGAGCCCAGUCAUUUUUGACAAAUCUAAACGCAGCUGCAGGAAUUGCAAACAUUGCCUGGUGCACACUUGAUGUCUGAGGGGGAAAAAACAUAUCAAACUUUCCCCAAACACCAAAAGUGGUCCCCAGAUGGGGUUUAUGCAUUCUUGUGGACUUACAGCAUCCAGUUUCAGACUUUUUUUAACAAGUGUGAUUCUGUGAGACAAAAUUAAAACCUGAAAAAACAGAUUACUUGUCUGCUGCGAGUACAUCACUCACCAGACACAGUCCUUAGGUGCAUGGUCCUAGGUGCUCUUUAAUUAAGGGGUAACUACUGUACCCAAAUAACUUAAAAUGGUACAAACAGUGCUAAACAAACAGCCUCUGGCUAGGGGCAUACUGGACAUGCUGAACUGUAACUGAACUGAAAUCUGGGUAAAGAAAUGCCAGACUGUUCCCAGGCCUAAAAAGUCUUAUCUGGUUUUUGUACUUUAAAACAUCAAAUUAUAAUGCUACUUGAUCAAAUACAUGUCACAUUGUGAGCAAUCAGAUGAAAAAUCCUGAACACUCUCAUCUCUCUACUAAGCAAAGGAACAGCUUGUUCCUGUGCCCAAAGCAACUUCAUUCGCUUCUUUCUGGUCAGCGUCCUUGGUUUCCGGGCAAAUCGGGCCCCCUCUCAAGGCAAACGGUUCUUGUCCUUAAAUCACAAAAACCCCAGGUCUGGUUUGGACCAGCUUUCCUGUUCAGCCCAGUCAAUAGGGACGAGGGUGUUCCUCCUCAUCCCUUAAAUCCCUUCACUGACGUGCUGAUGUUUAGGGGGAGUGUCUAGUGGCACCUCCCUGCGGGGUCACUGACCUCCUCCCUGUUGGCUAUAGUGUCGUUUCCAUAAGUGGUCAGACCUUUCGGAGUUGUGUCGUCAGCCUCUUGACGACGCUUCUGGAACCGAGUGCGUCCGCGGUGUGGUCACUCAAGCCAACGGCCGGCCAGUCAACAUACCGCACGAUGCCAACAAAACAGUGGGUCUGAGAAGGAAAUACAUCCUGGUCACAGUCUGCCAGGCUCAGGAACGUGGAAUUGACCAUUUGGCAGGGAGAUGUGAUCUGUUAUAGGUAGACACACCCUUCAAUAUAUAUAACGGUUAGCAACAGUCUUUACAGUGAGAUCGAUUGAACGUGUAACAAUACACAACUCUGCUGCGGUGCUUUUAAUAAAGCUUCUCUUUCUCCCCUGACUUUCGACCGAAUACGUUCUUACUAAGGUAACCACUAUAGGAACAAUAUAUAUUCCAACACGACCCACUGCAGGCACAGUUCAACAUGUCAAGUACACUGAAUUUGGACUUCAGUCUGAACCACCCCCAAAAGCCAUGAAAGUCUCUGGAAAAUGUGACUGGCUUAAAAGAAAGAGUAAGAGAGAGAGGACGGCGAGAGGCUAUCAAAAUGAAUAGCAGGAAUGUGGAAUUAGAACUAUUUUUUAUUCCUGUACAGUAACUAUUUACACUGCAGUCCACUGUCCGUGACAUCAGCGGGCAGACUUUAUAAAUGAAUGGAGGGAGGCUGCAUGGUUUCACACCACAGCCCUCAAUGGCAUCGCUGCUUUCCCGAGGAGAUUGACAGGAAAGGAGAGACAGAAGAACCUGGCUUAUCCCUGAAGAUGGACCAAAGAGAAGCUAUGCUUGCUGGUUCCUUGCUGUUGUCCUUUAUCAUUCAGGUGUGGUGCCAGCUAUGUGGGGGCCCGUGCCACAACUGCCCCUGGCCCGCGGCCCGCUGCCCCCCGGGCGUGCCGGUGGUGCUGGACGGGUGCCACUGCUGCCAGAUGUGCGCCAGGCAAGAGGGCGAAAGCUGCUCGGAGAGGCUGGUGUGUGACAGCCGGCUGGGUCUACGGUGUGACUACAGCGCCAGCUACCCUGGAGGUCCAGGAGAGUGUGUUAGCCAGAACUCGCUGGGCUGUGACCUGGACGGCGUGCGCUUCGAGGAGGGCCAGACAUUCCAGCCGUCGUGCGCACAGCUGUGCCACUGCCUGGGCGGCGGGGUCACCUGCGUGCCCCUGUGUAGCGACGACCUCCGGGUGCCCGACGCGGCCACGUGCGCCAACGCCCAGCUGGUGCGCCCGCCCGGGAGGUGCUGCAGAGAGUGGGCCUGCGACGCUCAGGACAACAGCGUUUACCUCGACGCCGUGAUGGCAGACAACCCUUUGGAGAGGCCGCCAGAAAGGGAGGCUGGGCGUCCAGACUUGAGUGGUGGUGAUGUGGCCGUCUCUCCGGGCCAAGGUCCGGCCUCCCACUGCAUCAAGCAGAGCACAGACUGGAGUCCGUGCUCCCGCAGCUGUGGACCAGGUGUCUCCACCCGCAGCUCGAACCAGAACUGGGCCUGCCGCCCACAGAGCCAGACCAGACUGUGUCAGGUCAGGUCAUGCCGGGCCACCGCCGUGCCACAAAGCAUGUCUCAGGUGGGAACGGGCGCCUGCGAGAGCAGCUACGAGUCUUCUGUCCCGAUUCGUCUGCAGCACCGAGGCUGUCUGAGCCUGCGGGCCUACCGACCCCGGUUCUGUGGGCCGCGGUGUCCGGACGGUCGUUGCUGCCGCCCCCAUCGUACCAGGACCAUCCGUCUGGUCUUCAGCUGCCCCCCGGGCCGGACGCUCCACCUGCAGGUCAUGGUGAUCGAGUCCUGCUCCUGCCACCGUCACUUCUGUCCACACGCCCAGCUCUCAGCGUACGGAAGAGCCACGCCCUGGCUUUAGAUGAUUCAGACCAGGGAGUGAAAUAGGCCCCUUAAGCCUGAGACGGGGAGGCCAUGUCACUGACGACAAGACGUCCGAGGGAAAUCCAAGGGUCCCGGCACCGUUGGGGAAUGACGUUGUUUUUUUUGGCUGUGGCAACAUGGUAUUAGUUUAUACACGCCUGGAUUUUCCACAGAGCAUGAUUGAUUUAAUUGCAGUGACUGGAUCCCUUUAAUUUAAACUGUUUGUGAGUGUGUGUGUGCGUGUUCCAGUGAGAGAGAUGAAGGGCCUGUUGGAGGCUAAUUAAGGCUGUGUUGGUUAACCAAAGUAAAUGAAACUGAAAGUACAAUUGAUAGUUACUGUAAGAAUAGUUCACUGUAAACUUAAAUGUACUGAGCUUAACUAUAAAUUGUAAUCCCUUUAAACUAUCAGUAUUGUAUCUGUAUUGUAAGCUGUAUAUAGCUAAAACUUUAUUAAACCAAAAUCAGGAGCAAAGUAAAUUUAAAAGAUCUAAAAAAAAAACAUCAAAAUGUGUAGCAGUAAAACAAUUCAGAUCUUUAAAAAAAAUGCGGGUAGAAAUUAAGCCCGCAGAGGAAAAGAGAACGUUUUUCCGAUGAAAGGAGUGGACGAUGAGCAGCAGAGAGUAUACAGUUUUGUAAUAUAUUUUGUGUAGCCAUCGACAGCAUCAUUUACCAGUUGAAAAAGCACUUCCAGUGAAUAAAGGAAAUAUGAGGUGUUUUUUCCUUUUUUGAAUAUGACGGGCAUGCAACGCAGUGACAUCAGACGACAAGAGCAAUUUGUGGCAGUAGCAUACAAAUAUCAAUAAGGAUAAAGAGUACUUUGCGCAGAGGACUUAGCUUGUGAGUCUAUACAUGCAGGAAGAUGGAAACUAUUUACACGCUAUUUAGACAUAGCUUGUUUUAUCUUUGCUGAUUGUGACAGCGUAGGUUAUGAAUUGAAAAGAUGUGACAUGUUAAAUUA